Messenger RNA from Olea europaea var. sylvestris, 4408 nucleotides. Its product is annotated as translocase of chloroplast 120, chloroplastic. Gene Ontology annotation, cellular component: chloroplast outer membrane. The transcript has 2 exons. Gene Ontology annotation, molecular function: GTP binding; GTPase activity. The record is from RefSeq and is a predicted model, not a curated record. Lineage: Eukaryota; Viridiplantae; Streptophyta; Magnoliopsida; Lamiales; Oleaceae. Gene Ontology annotation, biological process: protein targeting to chloroplast. The coding region runs from base 169 to 4020 and encodes 1283 amino acids.
CAAUUUCACCCAUUUUAUAGUUCAGGUUUAGCUGUUUACAAAGACGAUCCCCUUUCUACUGCAAUACAACGGAGCCACGCCCGAUCCCCUAAAACCCUAAACCUCUGUAUAUCUCUCGAUAUCAAGCGUAUUGUCUGUGAAACUUGGGCGUUUUAAGAUUGUUUUGUGAUGGAUAAAGGUAUUAUCAUCACAGAUGGGUCUAAAUUAGGGGAGAAAAAUGGUGUAAACAAUGAGAUUUCGGAGUCAAGAGCAGAAGAAAAUGCUGAUUCAGGUUUGGAUGGGUCGAAGGACCCAGAUGGAGAUGAAGUGUUUGAGGAGGCGGUGGCAGAGACUCCGAGGGUCAAUUCAGAGAAUAGAGAGAUGAAGAAUGAUGAAACUGUUGACACAGUUGUGACUUCAGAGAAUAGUAAUGUGAAUUCAGAUCUAGGCAACGAGGUUGAGAUGUUUGAAGAGGCAAUUGGGGUUUCUGGUGCUUUUCAGAAUGCAGAUAAGGAGUCCGAGGCAAAAGCUGAUUUUUUGAUGAAUGAGUCUUCUGAUGAUAAUCAAAUUGCUGCAGAGAAACUUGUGAUGGAUGAAAGGAAUAGGUUGAUGGACAGCACUGCUGUUGAGAAUGGAGUAGGUGACACCGAUUCUGUUGCUUCUGGAAAAACUGAAAAUCUAAAUGACAUGGAUGAUUUUGAUGGAAAGUUAGGUAAGUCUCCUGAGAACCCUGAAAAAGAUGCAUCAGAUCCUGCAGAGUUUGCCGAUGCUGUAAUAACGGAAGAAAAUAUUACUGAGAUGUCAGAAACUCAAGAUGUCAGUGAGUUAAAAGGGGUUGAUGUGGGCUCUGAGAAGCCUGACACGAAGGAAGCCCAGAUUCACGAGAUUUCAGAGAUUCGAGAUGCCAAUGAGGUGAAAGGAGGCAAUACUGGUAUGGAGGAGCCUGUGAAUUGUGCGUCAGAUCAUAUGAAUUUGGCUGAAACUUUGACUCAUGAAGACCCAAUCCUUUCAGAUUCUGAUGCACUGAAAGAACAGAGUCAUAAGACUUCAUCAGAAACCCAAGAUGGUAAUGUGAUCAAAAGAAUUGAAACUGAACCUUUGCCAGAGUCUAAGUCCAGUGAGGGUGUUUUGCAUCACGAUGAACCGAAUGUUGUGGCUAUCGUCAGGGAGGAAGUUGGAAAUUCACUCAUUUCUGGUGCCCAACUAAAUGAUGGUGAGAAUACAGAACUGAAGAAACUAGAGUCACACAGUGAGGAAGCUUACAAUCAGGAUAUUGCUGGGGAAGAGCAUGGGAGCUUACCAGCUUCAGAUGCUUCUGUGGCUGUUCAAGUGAACGAAAGUUCUCGAUUCAGUAAUGAUUUUCUUGCUGUAGUGGAGGAAAGCACAAAAAACCUGGAGGUUGUGAGUUCACCUUUGGUAAAAGAUUCCAUGGCUGAAAGUGUUGAGCAGCCCUGUUUUAGCUCAUCUGAAUUGGUAGCAGAAAAUUCAGGGGAUUCUGAACCUCGGCUGGUCAAUGCAAAUGAGGAAGUCUCUGAAGUUGUUGUCAAUGAGCCAAAGAAGGAAGGACUGAAGGACGAGAAGGAGGAGCAGGUUGCUUCAGAGUUAAUCAAACCUGUGGCUGCUAACUCUUCAUCUCCCGCACAUCCUGCUAUCCGUGAGCAUGUGUCCCCGCAGUUAGAACCCACUCAAAAUAUACUAGGAAACAGAGAACAGGUAAUCAGGCCUGUAACUAAUAUUGCUCCAUCCAAUGUUAACUCUGCAACUCCUUCUCGUCCUGCUGGCCUUGGGCGUGCUGCCCCGCUAUUGGAACCUACUUCUCGGGUGGUACAGCAGCCUCGGGUGAAUGGAGCUGUUUCUCGAGUGCAGGACCAACUCAUUGAAGAUCCAACAAAUGGAGAGGCCGAGGAGUAUGAUGAGACCCGUGAAAAGCUCCAGAUGAUCCGGGUCAAAUUUCUGCGACUUGCUCAUAGGCUUGGGCAGACUCCCCAUAACGUUGUUGUGGCUCAGGUCUUGUACAGAUUAGGGUUAGCUGAGCAGCUACGGGGGAGAAGUGGGGGUCGUGUUGCUGCCUUUAGCUUUGAUCGUGCCAGUGCAAUGGCCGAGCAACUUGAGGCAGCUGGACAAGAACCCUUGGAUUUCACCUGCACAAUCAUGGUUCUUGGGAAAACAGGGGUUGGUAAAAGUGCAACCAUAAAUUCCAUAUUUGACGAAGUUAAGUUUGGUACUGAUGCUUUUCAGUUGGGCACCAAGAAGGUUCAGGAUAUUGUUGGGACUGUGCAGGGAAUCAAGGUACGCGUAAUUGACACCCCUGGGCUUUUGCCAUCAUGGUCAGACCAACGCCAGAAUGAGAAAGUCCUCCGUUCUGUCAAAAGGUUUAUUAACAAAACAACCCCAGACAUUGUUUUGUAUCUGGAUAGAUUGGAUAUGCAGAGCAGAGAUUUUGGCGACAUGCCAUUACUGCGUACAAUCACCGAAAUUUUUGGACCGUCUAUAUGGUUCAAUGCAAUUGUCGUUCUAACUCAUGCUGCAUCUGCGCCACCUGAAGGUCCCAAUGGCACUGCAACAAGUUAUGACAUGUUUGUAACCCAGCGUUCUCAUGUUGUCCAGCAAGCAAUACGUCAGGCUGCUGGAGAUAUGCGGUUGAUGAAUCCAGUUUCAUUGGUGGAGAACCACUUGGCAUGCAGAACAAACAGAGCUGGACAGAGAGUGUUGCCAAACGGUCAGGUUUGGAAACCUCAUUUGUUGCUUCUGUCAUUUGCCUCAAAAAUUUUGGCUGAAGCAAAUACAUUACUGAAGUUGCAAGAUAGCUCACCUGGAAAGCCAUUUAUCUCUCGAGCAAGAUCGCCUCCUUUACCUUUCCUUCUUUCAUCGCUUCUGCAGUCAAGACCCCAAGUGAAAUUGCCAUCAGAGCAAUUCGGCGAUGAGGAUGAUGCUUUAGAUGAGGAUCUGGAUGAGUGCUCAGACUCGGAAGAUGAAUCAGAAUAUGAUGAAUUACCACCAUUCAAACCAUUGACCAAAGCACAGCUGGCAAAGCUUACUAAAGCCCAAAGGAAGGCAUACUAUGAUGAACUAGAAUAUAGGGAAAAACUUUUCAUGAAGAAGCAGCUGAAGGAAGAGAAAAAGCGGCUGAAGAUGAUGAAGAAAAUGCAAGAAGCAGCUAAAGAUUUGUCUCCUGACCUCGGUGAAAAUGCAGAAGAAGAGACCAAUGGUUCUGCGUCUGUGCCAGUUCCUAUGCAAGAUUUAGCCCUACCUGCUUCCUUUGAUUCUGAUAAUCCAACUCAUCGAUAUCGUUAUCUCGACUCCUCUAACCCAUGGCUUGUGAGACCUGUCUUAGAACCUAAUGGUUGGGAUCACGACAUUGGUUACGAGGGCAUAAAUGUAGAAAGAUUGUUUGUGGUUAAAGAUAAGGUACCGAUAUCAUUUUCUGGCCACGUUUCAAAAGAUAAAAAGGACGCCAACCUUCAAAUGGAAAUUGCGAGUUCAGUGAAACAUGGGAAUGGGAAAGCAACUUCAGUAGGUUUUGAUAUGCAAUCAGUUGGAAAGGAUAUUGCUUAUACUCUUCGAAGUGAGACAAGAUUUAGCAAUCACAGAAUAAAUAAGGCCAUUGCUGGUCUUUCAGCUACUCUGUUGGGUGAUGUUUUAACUGGUGGAAUGAAAUUAGAGGACAAAUUAAUUGUUGGUAAACGAGGUCAGAUGGUUGUUUCCGGAGGAGCCAUUUUUGGUCGUGGAGAUGUUGCAUAUGGUGGUAGUCUGGAAGCAACACUGAGGGACAAAGAUCAUCCUUUAGGGCGUUUCUUAUCAACUUUGGGACUCUCAGUCAUGGACUGGCAUGGAGAUCUUGCUAUUGGAUGCAAUUCACAGACUCAGAUCCCUAUUGGACGACAUACGAAUUUUAUUGGCCGUGUCAAUAUAAAUAACAGGGGGUCUGGACAAGUUAGUAUUCGUAUCAACAGCACUGAACACCUUCAGAUAGCCUUGAUCAGCUUAAUUCCUCUGGCUAAAAAGUUGCUUGGUUAUUCUCAGCCCAUGCAGUAUGCAUAAUGAUGAAAAUUGAGUCAUCCAUGAUGUGGCUGCUGUUGGAUCUUCCGAGUUUCAUUUUUUGGUGGCCAUCCUUUGUGGAUAAGCAACAAACCAAGGUAUCAAGGUUCAUUCUCCUUUCCUAUCAAGUUGUCUUGGUAGUUGCAAAGCUGAAUUUUUGCACUUCAUUAGUUUUAGUAUGUUAUUUAAUGUUGUCAACUAGUCAAUCUCGAAGCACUUCUUAUCCUGUAGAUUGAUAUUUCUUUAGACUAAUUGAUGUGAAGUAUCUUUUCCUCUUCAAUUCUAGCCACUGUAGAAUUCAUGAUGUUUGGACUCUUCUCGAGAGAACAAUCCGAAAGAAUCGAUCUAAUAGUAAUGCUAAUAAAACUGAUUAUUUUAGUCCUUACAUUUA